UCGAUCUACAGAAGACAGAGCCAAACAAGCCCACACGCCUGCGCAACCAAGAACUGAAGAGCGCGCGCGCCAGGCUUUUCCUCGAUUUUCUCGUUGCUGUCCUCGGCCCUCUCGCCCCCGUCGCUCUAGAUCUCUCCGACGUGCUCCCCUCGACUUGGUGUCGCCGAGCUCCUCGGUUCUAGACUUCCAGGUCUCCAGCAAGGCCUCCACAUUGGGUUCUUGAGAAUGGCCGCGGCUACAUCUCACAAUGCCAUAGUGUCUACACAAUCCCACCGGUGGAACGGCAAGAACUCUAGAUUGGACAGGAGAGCAGCCAAUGUGCGUUUGGUUUCAGUUGGAAGUUGCUGCCCAGGCAGCGGAAAGUUGGGUCUGGUUUGUGCAUCGGGCUCAAAGUCUUCGGUCAUCGACCCGGUUCACCUACCCUCGAACGGCAAGGGUGGCCACAGCCCUAAGAAAUCAAGUGAAAGUUCCCUUAUAUUGAUCCGGCACGGCGAGUCGAUGUGGAACGAGAAAAAUCUGUUUACUGGCUGCGUCGAUGUGCCCCUGACACCGAAGGGCGUGGAGGAGGCCAUCGAGGCGGGUAAGAGGAUAUGCAACAUUCCAAUCGAUGUGAUAUUUACGUCGGCGAUGAUCCGUUCUCAGAUGACUGCAAUGCUUGCCAUGAUGCAGCAUCGACGCAAGAAAGUUCCAAUUAUCACACAUAAGGAGAGCGAACAAGCUCAAAGUUGGAGUAAGAUAUACAGUGAAGAUACAAAAGAACAGUCCAUUCCUGUCAUAACAGCUUGGCAACUGAACGAACGGAUGUAUGGUGAGUUGCAAGGUCUCAAUAAGCAAGAAACUGCAGAUCGGUUUGGCAAAGAACAAGUUCAUGAAUGGCGCCGUAGUUACGACACUCCUCCCCCAAAUGGAGAGAGCCUAGAGAUGUGUGCAGACAGAGCCGUUUCUUAUUUCAAAGAUCAGGUUGUUCCCCAUCUCACGGCUGGAAAGCAUGUGAUGGUUGCUGCACAUGCAAAUUCACUUCGAUCAAUUAUAAUGCAUCUGGACAAAUUGACAUCUCAGGAGGUAAUCAGCCUUGAGUUGUCGACAGGCAUUCCUAUGCUCUACAUAUUUAAGGAAGGGGAGUUUAUCAGACGGGGGAGCCCAGUAGGACCUUCUGAAGCAAGUGUUUAUGCUUAUACAAGGAACUUGGCUACGUACAGAGACACGCUUGAUAGUAUGGUUCAGUAAAAGGGCAGUAAGCUGUAAGAAUGUGAUGUUUGACUGCCAAUGAGUAUUCCAAUAUGGCUAUCAGCUAAAUAUAUGUUUUUCAAUUGGUGUAUUUUCAGGCCUUAUUGAUUUCCGAGGCACGAUAUUUGUCGAACAUGCCAUUAUUUAGCUGAGAACUGGUCAGGGGGGAUUUCAAGUCCCAAGCAUUUUUUACUAGGAGCUAGAAGGGGAAGCUCACAAUCUAGAAACUUUCUUCUGUAACACUGAAAUCUAUGUAACAGAUCUACAAUGGGGCAACAUAAGCCCCCAUGUUGUAUAUGUAAAUUGAAUUUACUGGAGAGAGGUAGCAUUCC
Triticum aestivum (bread wheat) is the source of this 1559-nucleotide messenger RNA. RefSeq names its product 2,3-bisphosphoglycerate-dependent phosphoglycerate mutase 1. Bases 226 to 1227 code for a protein of 333 amino acids. Gene Ontology annotation, biological process: glycolytic process. The record is from RefSeq and is a predicted model, not a curated record. Gene Ontology annotation, molecular function: intramolecular phosphotransferase activity. The transcript is spliced from 8 exons. NCBI's taxonomy places the organism in Eukaryota, Viridiplantae, Streptophyta, Magnoliopsida, Poales, Poaceae.